GCCAAUCAAGCUCGCCAUCUUCAGUUGACAGACUGCCCAAAUUCAGUCAGAAGAAAAUAAAGGAAUUGGCUUCCAAGAGUCAGUUGAACCCACACGCUCCCGAUUUCUAUUCCUACAAAUUCCAACAAAAAACUGAAAGUAAUUCCACGAAAACAUCAACACGCCAAGCUGUUAACAAGUUUAGAACGCAAUUGAGUGAACUGCAGAACAAUCAUUUGUCUGAAAAUAAUGCUAGAAGAGCAUCACAGAUCGAUUUGCCAUCAGGAAUUAAAUGUUUUGCGCUUAAUACAAGUACUUUCACCUACCAAAAUGAAGCUUGUUGUGAAGAUUUGCUUGAUCAAAUGGGGAGUUGUAACCAACUAUUUAAUGGCGAAAUCUUGGCUAAUUUAUCAAACGAAUUUCCUGAUGGAGUUGUUCUGAAUGGUGAUGCAGGCGAUUACACCGUGGACGAUGUUUAUGAGAAUGAACGUCUGGUCACUACAACUGAUUAUCAGUUUGCAGAACGUGAUGUGCGGCAUGACCAUCUACUGCACUGGCCACAGCAGCAACAACAACAGCCAUCAUCUGAGCAAGAACGGCGAGUUGGGAUCUGGCAGCAGGGAGAACUAACUGACGGAGAACGCCAGUUGUGGUCGGAACACAUGAAGAAAUUGCUAAAAAUCGAGCGUCAACAUGGAGGUGAAGAGAAGCAGCAUCAUCGCUUGGAAGAAGAAACGCAGCCUGGUUACUGGAUGAACUACAUUCAUCCGCAACUGCUCAAAAGUGUUGAGAACGAAGGUGAGAAGGGAUAUGAAAGCAGAGGUGAUGAUGAUGAUGGUGGCGACAUGGAAGAAAACUUAUUGCCAAUAACACUUCCAGACAGUAAUCGAACCGAACCACCGCGUAUAACAGCGCGAGACAUGGCACUUCUAGCAACUGAGCUAACUCGCCGACCCACGUUUGUAUAUUCUUUAUUGAACAACUACAUUUCAUCUGAUGAAUCGCGAUCAAACAAACCCGUAUCACUAUUCUCCGUACCGGAAAUUGUUGAACCUUUGUUAUCUAUCUGCCAGUUCUUACUUCCAAUCCUCAUUUUCUGCUACUAG
Molecule: messenger RNA, 1085 nt
Organism: Helobdella robusta
Lineage: Eukaryota; Metazoa; Annelida; Clitellata; Rhynchobdellida; Glossiphoniidae
Exons: 3
Source: RefSeq, a predicted model, not a curated record